CACCCAGGACGCUUCUUGAUUGGCCCACGCCACUUUCUAGGUUCCGAGCCACCAUCCACACAACUGCGUUUCGAGGGGCUCCGCCCAAAGAGCGUGACAAGGCGCGCCCACCCAAGAAAAGAGGUCAUUGGCCUUUGACUUGAACAAGGGCGGGCGCGGCAGAGAACCGCAGCAUUUGUACUUCAGAAACAGGCCCCAAACCGGAGCCACGGAGAGAGCCGAAGGCCGCCGCAAAAAGCCGAAUAGAACCGGAAAGAGCCGAGUACGCACGGGAAAGCGCUGGCCAGCCGGAAGCGAAGUCGAGCGCGGCCGGAAGGAGCCGAGCCCGCCCGAAGGGAGCUGAGCACCGCUGGGCGUUGGGCCCGGUGGAGUCCAUGCCAUGGCUGCGGAGGGGGCAGCUGUGGCCGGAGGUGGGGCUGCCGGUGGCCACCUGGCCAAGGACAGCUUGCGGCAGUCUAAGUGCCAGGACGCGACCCCGAACCGACGGCGUGCCUCGUCGCUGUCUCGUGACGCUGAGCGCCGAGCCUAUCAGUGGUGCCGGGAGUACCUGGGCGGGGCCUGGCGUCGAGUGCGGCCCGAGGAGCUGAGGGUUUGCCCCGUGAGUGGAGGCCUCAGCAACCUGCUGUUCCGCUGCUCGCUCCCGGACCACCUGCCCAGCGUUGGUGAGGAGCCCCGCGAGGUGCUGCUACGACUGUAUGGGGCCAUCCUGCAGGGUGUGGAUUCCUUGGUCCUAGAAAGUGUGAUGUUUGCCAUCCUUGCAGAGCGGUCGCUGGGGCCCCAGCUCUAUGGAGUCUUUCCAGAAGGCCGGCUGGAACAGUAUCUCCCAAGCCGGCCAUUGAAGACUCGAGAGCUUCGAGAACCAGUGUUGUCAGCAGCCAUUGCCACAAAGAUGGCCCGCUUCCAUGGUAUGGAGAUGCCUUUCACCAAGGAGCCCCACUGGUUGUUUGGGACCAUGGAGCGGUACUUAAAGCAGAUCCAGGACCUGCCUUCCACUGGCAUCCCCCAGAUGAACCUGCUGGAAAUGUACAGCCUGAAGGAUGAGAUGGGCAUCCUCAGGAAGUUGCUAGACUCUACUCCAUCACCAGUGGUCUUCUGUCAUAAUGACAUCCAGGAAGGGAACAUCUUGUUGCUCUCUGAGCCAGAAAACGUCGACAACCUCAUGCUGGUUGAUUUUGAGUACAGCAGUUAUAACUACAGGGGCUUUGACAUUGGGAACCAUUUUUGUGAGUGGGUUUAUGAUUAUACUCAUGAGGAAUGGCCUUUCUACAAAGCACAACCCACAGACUACCCCAAUCGGGAACAGCAGCUCCAUUUUAUUCGCCAUUACCUGGCAGAGGUAAAGAAAGGCGAGACCCUCUCUCUAGAGGAACAGAGAAAAGCAGAAGAAGAUUUGCUUGUAGAGGUCAACCGGUAUGCUCUGGCAUCUCAUUUCUUCUGGGGUCUGUGGUCCAUCCUCCAGGCAUCCAUGUCCACCAUAGAAUUUGGUUACUUGGAGUAUGCCCAGUCUCGGUUCCAGUUCUACUUCCAGCAGAAGGGGCAGCUGACCAGCUUCCAUCCAUCAUCCUGACUGUCUGACCCCCACUCCUGGCUUUCUCCUGGAGCUUCCAGGGCAGGACCUUGGAGGGAUAAAAGCCAGGAUGCCUUGGAGACUGGGCUGUGCCCCAAAGUGAGACUGGUUGAGAAGGAUGACCUCUCCCCCAGUUUGAGUAGGUUCCCAAGGCGGGCAGGUGGGAGUUCCUGAGCUGUGUACCUUAAUAAAUGAGCUUCUCCUUCAUACC
Molecule: messenger RNA, 1778 nt
Organism: Castor canadensis (American beaver)
Lineage: Eukaryota; Metazoa; Chordata; Mammalia; Rodentia; Castoridae
Gene: Chkb
Product: choline kinase beta
Biological process (GO): CDP-choline pathway; phosphatidylethanolamine biosynthetic process
Cellular component (GO): cytoplasm
Molecular function (GO): choline kinase activity; ethanolamine kinase activity
Source: RefSeq, a predicted model, not a curated record